Paramecium octaurelia is the source of this 464-nucleotide messenger RNA. The record is from the annotation of a GenBank genome assembly. Lineage: Eukaryota; Ciliophora; Oligohymenophorea; Peniculida; Parameciidae.
AUUACUUAAGUAUAGUAACUAUUGGCAUCAAAAUGAAUAUGAAAAAAGUCAUAAAAUUAACGAUCAACACUUAUUGUCUGAUAUUCAUUUUGUGAAUAAGAAAAACAGUAUUAAGAAAAUGAAAUAGGAUUAGGCUAUUUCUUUGGAGAAAGAGGAUACCUCUGGUUCUUGUUAGGACAUAUAAAAGUUAUACUAUCCUGAUGUGUUAUUUAAUUAUCAAUGUUGCAGCGUUAAAAUAGAGUCGAUACUAUAAUGAAGAUAUGGAUCUGGUUUCAAUUAUAGUUGAUGACAAGAAUCUCUAAAAGAGGGAAGACUUAUUUAUGAUAUGUCGAAGGAGAUAUGUAUAGUACUUCAGUUGAAGAAUAGUAUAUCAGUUCAACUUUCAUUAUACAAUGCAAUUCUAGUGACUGUGCGCAUCCAUUCUUUGCAGGUGAAGGAUAUAUAAUAUUUAUUUAAAAAGUGGC